Acanthamoeba castellanii str. Neff is the source of this 750-nucleotide messenger RNA. RefSeq lists its product as uncharacterized. The transcript is spliced from 4 exons. The record is from RefSeq and is a predicted model, not a curated record. Bases 1 to 750 code for a protein of 249 amino acids. Lineage: Eukaryota; Discosea; Longamoebia; Acanthamoebidae.
AUGGUUGGGCUUUGCCAUUUCCUCCUCCUUCUGGUCGCCUUGGCGUCAUGCCUGGCUGCCGUUGUGGCUUCUGCAGCUGGAGGCGACGCUGGCGGUCCCAGGUGGCACGAACUGCUGGAGAGCGCCAUUGCAGUGGACACGUCAGACGAGACGGUCGUGAAAGCAGCCCUGUACGCGGUCGACCGCGUAUCGGAGGCCUAUGCCAAGGUGAUGGGCUCACCGCACUACAUCGCUCGAGUGGCUGCCGAGCCCUAUUUUGUGCUGGAGAGCAUCCAGAGAGCCUUCCUCAGAAAGCCGGGAGGCAAGUACUGCCUGGAGCUGGUGUUGAACAACCCCGUGGCCACCUCCAACCUGGGCGCCGUCCAGUACUUGACCGACCGUCUGCGCGCCACCCCCGAGCUCGGCGCCCUCUUCACCCGCUGGCGCACAGAGCGAAGGCAGGAGGAGACGCGCUUGAACAACGAGGGCAAGGAUGAGCCCUACAGCCCGCUGCAGCCCUUGACGCGCCGCGACAGCGCCAACGCCGACAUGCUGCCGCGCCACCUGCGGGCCUUCUUCAUGGGCCUCGACCCGAUCCAGGACGCCAACCAGCCGGUCCUGCUCGGUGCCACGCCCGAGGUGCAUCGCGUGGUGGUCAGCAUCGACCCUCUCGACGGCGAGUUCGAAGUGCAGUUCCAUCAGCGCGUGAGCCACACGCACGAGCGACAGCAAGACGACGCGGGUGACAAGACUGUUGAGCUUCUUCUUUGA